UAUUGUCCUGAUACACUAUGCUAGUCAUGGCUGACUAUAUGAUAGAAAUGGUCAGGUGUUGGUCAAAAUAAGACCAAGAGGAAAUACUAUUGACUCCAGACACCAUAUCCAUGGGCUUGCGGCUAUUGUUAAAUGACCGCACCAAUGUUGAUAUAUGCCAGUUCAUUGACUAUUGAUAUACGAAGCAGCCAAAAACGGGCACUAAAAUAUAGUCCAAAAGCUGCUAGACAUACAUUGGGCACGUUGUGGGAGCUUACGGCACUCGCCCUCUGCGUGGUUGAGAUUGCCUCCGCCGCGGAUGAAUUAGGGCUAUUCGCAUACCAACCCCCUGGACGAACGGUUACGGCUAAGAUUUUGUUACAUAGCGCCUGCUCUGCCGGAACAAUAUCUGCAUGUAUUUAGUACUUAGCGGAAUCAGUCAAAU
This is a messenger RNA of Aspergillus candidus, 424 nucleotides long. RefSeq lists its product as uncharacterized. Bases 133 to 402 code for a protein of 89 amino acids. The record is from RefSeq and is a predicted model, not a curated record. The transcript has a single exon. Lineage: Eukaryota; Fungi; Ascomycota; Eurotiomycetes; Eurotiales; Aspergillaceae.